CUCUCGCACACACACACAGACAAUGAGAAGAGCUUCGACUCUCGCUGCCUCAGCCCUCUCCCGGGCACUCCUCUCCGCCAACGAAGGCUGCGCCACCACCGUCCAACCCAGGCUCCUCCAGGCCGCGUUAUACGGCACCACUACAUCAUCCACUCGUCGUUGGUGGUCUAGUUCCAUCUCUGGCUCAGCCAAAGCUGUGUCCCUUGGCCUAGCCGGAGCUCUGGCCACGGUUGCCGGAGUGGCCACAUUGUCUCAAGAGGUGUACGCUAAAGAGCCUCCAUCGCCUGAAGCCGUACCCAAGGAUGUUAUUCUUUAUCAAUAUGAGGCUUGCCCAUUCUGUAACAAGGUCAAAGCUGUCCUGGACUAUUAUGAUAUACCGUACAAAGUUGUGGAGGUGAACCCAAUUAGUAAAAAGGAAAUCAAAUGGUCUGAUUAUAAGAAGGUCCCCAUAUUGAUGGUGGAUGGGGAGCAGUUGGUUGACUCAUCAGCAAUCAUUGAUAAGUUGUGCAACAAGAUUCUUCCUGAGAAAUCCACUAAUUCAGUCCCUGAUGACAAUGAAGAGAAAAAGUGGCGCCAGUGGGUUGAUAAUCAUUUGGUGCAUAUCUUAUCACCAAACAUCUACCGAAAUACAUCUGAGGCUUUGGAGUCCUUUGAUUAUAUCACUAGCAAUGGUAAUUUCACCUUCACCGAAAAAAUUACUGUUAAAUAUGCUGGAGCUGCAGCUAUGUAUUUUGUGUCCAAGAACCUGAAGAAGAAAUAUAACAUUUUUGAUGAACGUGCUGCCUUGUAUGAAGCUGCAGAAACGUGGGUGGAUGAACUUAAGGGCCGGGAGUUUCUUGGGGGUUCGAAGCCUAAUUUAGCUGACCUUGCUGUCUUUGGGGUGUUAAGACCUAUACGUUAUUUGAGGUCGGGUAGAGAUAUGGUGGAACACACCCGGAUUGGUGAAUGGUACUCAAGAAUGGAGCAUGCCGUGGGAGAGUCUUCAAGGAUCAAGACCUAG
Ilex paraguariensis (yerba mate) is the source of this 1000-nucleotide messenger RNA. NCBI's taxonomy places the organism in Eukaryota, Viridiplantae, Streptophyta, Magnoliopsida, Aquifoliales, Aquifoliaceae. The record is from the annotation of a GenBank genome assembly.